GUUCCUCUUGACCUAGUCUGCUUCAGUCUUGAAAUUGUAAAUGCCAAGCUUACGAAAAUUGAAGAUACUAUCCAGCUUAUUGUUCGUGACUUUGAAGCUGUUGAAGAUGGCCUUGAGGAGCUUCGUCCUCGGUAUACAGAGGGUAAGGCUAUGUUUGUGAUUGGCUAUGAUUGCUUCGAAAUUGAGCAUACUAGUCAGAAUGUUGCGGAUAUACUCUUAAAGGCUAUUGACCAUAUUGGACCUUAUAAUGUCGUUCAAGUCAUGACUGAGAGUGCAUCGAAUUGCAAGGGAGCUGGUUCAAUAAUUCGUAGACGUCAUCCCCAUAUUUUUUGGUCAGGCUGCUUAGUUCACACGUUGAGCCUUCCCAUGAAGGAUAUUGUGGACAAAAAGAAAAGGCACCAAAGAUUUGCUUUUGUUAGGGAUCAUUGCAAAGAGGGAAAGAGGAUAAUGACAUAUAUACGCAACCACACGAGACAUGGUUCAGAAGGCGAGGAGCAUGGUGAAGUUCACGAAAUAGAGAUGGAUGAUAAUUUUUGGGCAACAAACAAAAAAAUAUUAGGGUUCACAAGGUCAAUCUGGAAAAUGAUAAAGUUCACAGAUAGUGAUAAGGUUGUAAUUGGAGAUGCGUACGAGCGUCUGGAUACUAUGUUGGGAGAAAUAUCGGCUUCUCUAUAUGAUGAUCUAGUGUUGCUUCAAAAGGUUAGGGACUUAUUGGUAGCCAUAUGGAACAGGGCUAACCUUCCACUUCAUUGUCUUUCUUUUAUUCUUAGUCCAAAAUAUUAUUCUCGUGAAUGGUUGCCAGUACCGACAUCUGGUGGGGAGAAGCGGGCGAAGCCCCAUCAGGAUAUUGAGGUAUCUAUGUCCUACCAUGGUGCUCUUGAUGCGGUAGUUAGGGAUCAGGCUGAGUGGAGCAAGGUACAACAACAAAGAAGUGAUUUUGUUAGCAGCAAGGGGAGUUUCUCACUACCAGCAUCCAUAACUGAUAGAGGUACAUUGUCAUCAGUAUCGUGGUGGGACUUGUAUGGUGGUGGGGCCUCAGAGUUGUAUUCAGUUGCAGUUAAGGUGUUGUCCCAAGUCAUGCGCUGA
Messenger RNA from Amborella trichopoda, 1086 nucleotides. Lineage: Eukaryota; Viridiplantae; Streptophyta; Magnoliopsida; Amborellales; Amborellaceae. The record is from RefSeq and is a predicted model, not a curated record.